Nicotiana tabacum (common tobacco) is the source of this 1347-nucleotide messenger RNA. RefSeq lists its product as uncharacterized. The record is from RefSeq and is a predicted model, not a curated record. Lineage: Eukaryota; Viridiplantae; Streptophyta; Magnoliopsida; Solanales; Solanaceae.
CGUUAUAGCAAUGAAAGAAGCUCCUCCCCAUUUACACCACUUCAAUAGUUCAAUUGCACUGAGAAAAAUCAGCUUAAUUUUCGGCUUUCUUCUACUUCUCCCCUCAUUUUAGAUAAUGGCAGAUUUCUCUUUUCUUUCUGAUGAUAGCGACAAUGAAAAAGCAGUAAAUGAACUCCUUUCUCAAGCGAUGGACCAAUCUGUUCUUGAACAAGUUGCUGCUAUAAACUGCUCUGGCUUUAAUGACUCUCUCCUCCCCACUCAGCUUGAAACUCGCUUUCGCAAACUCAAAUCACUUCCAACAACAUCCUCAAAACCCUAUACUCUCACAAAAAGUUCUAGAAGUUUCUGUUCCUCGGAGUUCCCAAAAACCAAGAAAAGUUAUGAUGAUGACGACAAUGAGAAAAUUGAAGGAACCCCAGUUCAGGAAAAGGGUUCAGAAGUGAAUUUGGGGCAUGGGUUUGUUCAAGAAAAUGUUAAAAAUGAUGUUUAUACAAAAACCCCAGUUGAGGAAAAGGGUUUUGAGGUGAAUUUGGAACAUGAAUUUGUUAAAAAACAAACAAAAUCAAAGGUUCAUUCGAAUAAAGAUGAUGCUUUUACAAAAUCCGCAGAUGGAAAAAAGGGGAAAAAGUCAGAAUCUUUGUCCGGUUCAAUGUCAUCAGAUUCUUGGGAAUUUUCAAAGGAUUGUUUGUCUCCACCAAUGAAAACUGGGUGCUUUUGGUGUUCACCUAUGAAGAAGGGGUCUAAUAAAAAGGGGAAAGAGAAUCGGGGUAUGAAAUGGGGGAAGAAUGAUGAUGAUGAUGAGUUUUUAUCGGAUUUGAGUGCGUUUUCGUUGAAAAAUCAAGAGAAGUUGAUGAAGAAAGCUAUGAUGGAGCAAGAAAAGAUUAAUAGAGAAGCUGAAAAGAUUGUUAAGUGGGCGAAGCAAGCAUCUGCUAGAUUGGAUAUUUCUAGCAUUGAAGAUGAGCUCAGUGAUGAUGACACUUUCAAAUGAUUUGUGAUGAAUUCACUAUUAUACUGCUAUACUAGUAGGUAAAAAAAAAACUCUGUUUCAAUGGCUGCUUAUAUAAAUAUAGUUCUCUGUUUCGAUCUGCUUUGAAGUCAACUGUAUGUAGUUUGUGUUGAGAUUUAGAAGUUUACUGUUAGUACUAUAUGAAAAGGUUUAUACAACUUUUGGAUUACUAUAAUUUGGGGGAAAAUAGGAAAUGGUAUAUGAUCUUUAUGUUCCAGGUGCAAUUUCAGUUAUUGAUGCCUUAGAUUUUGUGAGAGAUGUUACCAAUACAUCCAUUUCAUUCUAAAUAUGUUGCCAAAUUGUUAUGAUUUCCCAUUUGAAGAAUUGUGAGGGCCUGAAAA